Molecule: messenger RNA, 4899 nt
Organism: Corythoichthys intestinalis (scribbled pipefish)
Lineage: Eukaryota; Metazoa; Chordata; Actinopteri; Syngnathiformes; Syngnathidae
Gene: ror2
Product: receptor tyrosine kinase-like orphan receptor 2
Exons: 9
Coding region: 259-3048 (929 amino acids)
Biological process (GO): protein phosphorylation; cell surface receptor protein tyrosine kinase signaling pathway; positive regulation of phosphatidylinositol 3-kinase/protein kinase B signal transduction
Cellular component (GO): plasma membrane; signaling receptor complex
Molecular function (GO): transmembrane receptor protein tyrosine kinase activity; ATP binding; Wnt-protein binding
Source: RefSeq, a predicted model, not a curated record
AAAGGAAGCGCGCAUCCCGAUUGCAGCCUCUCACAACGCGCAGAGGCCAGUGGAGGAGCCCCAAACGCGGCUUUUGUUCGCCUGCGUACAACCGCAUCUCCUGUGGAGCUUCAUGCCUCCUCACCAGCUUCCCUCCCGGAGAUUGUGCGCGCUGUUUCAGCCCGCUUGGUGAUUCGGAAAGGCAGAAACAAGAGGCUCCUCAAACUGGAUACUUCUCCACUUAUUUUGCACCCAUUUCCUCGUGGAACUUCUGCCGCAAUGACGAACUUAAUGAGGAAUUUGCUCUGGAUGUUUGUUUUAGGUCCUAACCUGAGAUGCGACGGUGACCUUUCAGUGGAUGCAGAAGCUCAGAGUGGAUCUUCACCAACUCUUGAAGGUUACUUCCUUGAGUUCCUGGAGCCAGUCAACAAUAUCACACACUUCCAGGGCCAGACUGCCACGCUGCACUGCAAGGUGGCCGGUAACCCACGACCGACAAUUCGCUGGCUUAAAAACGAUGCCCCCGUCGUCCAGGAGCAAGGACGCAUCACUGUCCGCAAAACCGAGGCCGGGUCCAAGCUCCGGAUAACAGAUCUCGACACUACAGACACGGGCUAUUAUCAGUGUGUUGCUUCUAACCCAUAUAAAGUGAUAUAUGCCACAGGGGUCCUUUAUGUCAAACUGGGACAGAUGCCUACACAUGGUCCAGAUCAUACGUCACAUGAAAAGGGGUUUUGCCAACCUUACCGUGGCAUUGCAUGCGCUCGCUUCAUCGGCAACCAGAGUAUUUAUGUGGAGUCUCUACAAAUGCAGGGAGAAAGCGAGAAUCGAAUCACUGCUGCCUUCACCAUGAUCGGCACCUCCACUCAUUUGUCAGAUCAGUGUUCCAAUUUUGCCAUCCCCUCAUUCUGCUACUACGUCUUCCCACUGUGCGACGAGAGCUCCCGAGUUCCCCGGCGACGUCAGCUCUGCCGAGACGAGUGCGAGGCCCUGGAGAACGACCUUUGCCAUGCUGAGUACACUAUUGCUCGAUCCAAUCCAAUGAUCCUCAUGCAACUAGAGCUUCCCAGAUGUCACCUCCUACCACGUCCGGGAACGCACGAUGCUUCUUCAUGUAUGAGGAUUGGAGUUCCGCCAGAAAAACUAGGACCGUAUUCCCCUAAAGAUCAGAGCUGCUACAAUGGAAGCGGGGCUGACUACAAGGGCGUUGUCAGCAUCACAAAAUCUGGUCACCACUGUCAGCCAUGGAGCGCCCAGUAUCCUCAUAGUCACCAUCUAUCGCAAGACUACCCUGAACUAUGGGGAAGCCACAACUAUUGCCGAAAUCCAGGAGGCCAGAUGCAGGCACCCUGGUGCUUCACCUUGGACCCUCGAGUCAGGGUGGACCUUUGUGAUAUUCCACCCUGCAAGCCUCCAGAGAACCUCAGAAAGGAGAUUCUGUUCAUUUUAAUACCUGCGAUUGCCAUUCCUUUGGUUAUUGCUUGCCUCUUCUUUUUGGUUUGCAUGUGUCGAAAUAAGCAAAAAGCAGAAACCAACACACCUCCUCGCUGCCAGCUCAGCAGCUCGCCCAACCAAGAUAUGGAGAUGGCGCUCCUGAGCCAGCACAAACACCAGGCAAAGCUGAGGGAGAUCAAUAUAUCUGCAAUAAGAUUCAUGGAGGAGCUUGGUGAGGAUCGGUUCGGGAAGGUUUACAAAGGGCACCUGUAUGGCACCGCACCUGGUGAGCAGACCCACGUGGUGGCGAUCAAGACCCUGAAGGACAAGGUCGAUCCUGCUCUCAGUGAGGAAUUUCGCCAUGAAGCCAUGCUCCGCUCUCAACUUCAGCAUCAAAAUAUUGUCUGUGUUCUGGGCACCGUCACCAAAGAUCAGCACCAAAGCAUUCUAUUCACGUACUCAAGCAUCGGUGAUUUGCACGAGUAUCUCGUGAUGCGCUCCCCCAACUCUGAUGUCGGCAGCUCGGAUGAUGACAGGACGGUCAAAUCCACGCUGGAACAGGCAGACUUCCUUCACAUCAUCACCCAGGUCGCCGCCGGAAUGGAAUACCUUUCUAGCCACCAGGUUGUGCAUAAAGAUCUCGCAGCCCGGAACAUUCUGGUUUUCGACAAACUCAGCGUCAAGAUACUGGAUCUUGGCCUCUUCCGAGAUGUCUACUCAGCUGAUUACUACAAUCUGAUGGGAACAAGUCCUUUCCCCAUUCGAUGGAUGUCCCCUGAGGCUCUAAUGUAUGGAAAGUUCUCCACAGACUCGGAUAUAUGGUCUUACGGUGUUCUGCUUUGGGAAACCUUCAGUUACGGUCUCCAGCCUUAUUGCGGCUACUCCAACCAUGACGUAAUAGAGAUGGUGCGCGGUCACCAGGUGCUGCAGUGCCCCGACGACUGCCCCGUUUGGAUAUACACCCUCAUGCUUGAGUGUUGGAGCGAAUUCCAAGCCAGACGGCCUCGUUUCAAGGACAUCCACACGCGCCUGCGCUCCUGGGAAAGUAUUUCCAAUUAUAAUAAUUCCGCUCAAACAUCAGGCGCCAGCAACACUACCCAGACGAGUUCCCUCAGCACCAGCCCCGUCAGCAAUAUCAGCAUGAGCACAGUGAACGCCUCGCGUUACACAAGCCCAAAAAAGACCUCACCGUUCCAUCAACCCCAGUUCAUGCCGAUGAAGAGUCAAAUGCAUCGGCCGAUGGUCCCUCCGCAGCUCUACAUCCCCGUCAAUGGCUACCAUCCUAUGCCGGCCUACCAAUACAUGCAGAAUUUUUACCCCAUGCAAAUACCCGUGCCUAUGCCCCACCAACAAGUCCAUCACCCGGCCCAGAUGGUUCCUAAGGCGAAUUCGCACCACAGCGGUAGCGGCUCCACAUCGACCGGCUACGUCACCACGGCUCCUUCCAAUAAUUCCGUGGCGGAGCAAGCAGCGUUACUCAACGAGGAACCCAGAGCCAACCACGAAGACGCGGUUGACAGGUCAUCGCAGGUCGAGCUCCAGCAAAAUGAGCACUUGUCACUGCCUGAAACAGAAUUAUUGGGUGAUAACGAAGAACAGACUGAUGACCCGGUGAUGGAAUUGUCAGACACUUAGGUGGACUUCUAUUCCGUAAACUGUUUUGGACUGCUUUCAAUGAGCGGCAUAUAGCGAAAGGAGCAAUCUGCAGUGACAGUGACUGAAUGUUUAAAAAGACACUCUCAGUAGAUCAAGUGUGACUCACGUUUGUUUGUGCUUCCCAAUCUCACUUUUUAAACCAUGAUACUCUACAAUCCUUGUUUUUUAAUUCGGAUGGUGUUCAGAUGUUGCUGUGCAACAUACACAAUUAUUCACCUGUGGAGACUUUGUGUUUGUGAAGGUUUUAAUCAAAAUGUCACCUUGGCUUUUAAAGGGAACUUCAGAAUUUUUGCCUUAAAGUGCCUGUGACACCAUAAAAAAAAAGCAUUAUUAAGUGAAUUAAAAUCAUAUUUUGAGGCGAUUCGACUAUAUACAACAAUUUGGCAAAGCGCAGAUAACAAGAAAUUAGUCUUUUAAUCUGCCGGUUAGCCCUGCCUGUCAUUAUAGCGCUCUAGCACCUCCGUCUGGGUGAGGACGUCGGCAGAGUAACGAUUUAGCUGAUUUAGAAUCCAGCCCAUUGAGGGGGAAGAUUCAGAGCGAGGAAAAUGCGACUGAGAGCAGCAAAAUUUCAUCGUUUUAAUCUCUCUACUCCAAUAUUUUUACAGGAUAUUCUUUGUAUUAUUCCCCAAUUGCUAAAUAAAUUGUAUGGUCAUGAGAAAUGUCUUGUGCUAAAUGGAAUAUGAAAUAUUAAAAAUGCAUUUAUUCAGUAAAACAGGGCUGAAUUACAGAAUAAUGGUCAAAACUGCCGACUUCUUAAACCUCCCGAACGGUAUUUUAUGCUACCGGAGUUUGUCCAGCUUUUGUCAUUUCCCUGCCCCGGCUUCGGAGAUGGUGGAAAGAAGGUAAACAAAACAGCGGGGGUGAAAGGUAGGCGACAUGCUAACCCAGAGUUAGCCAAACCAGUCCUCGAGGACCACAGUGGGUCCUGGUCUUUGUGCCAACUGAUCCAGCACAGACAGUUUAACCAAUGAGGUUUCAGUGGAAACAAGAAGCACCUGACUGCAAUCAAUUGAUUGCACUUGUAACACACCAGAUUGGUGAAAAGGUGUCCUUUUGACGGGUUGCAGCAAAAACCUGCACCCACAGCUGCACUUUGUGGAAUAGUUUGCCCACAUCUGUGCUAACCCGAGCCGAGCGGCUUUUCCAAGUCUUUUCCUCGCCUUUCGAAAACGAAAAACCACACAAAACUACCUUGACUCACGUCACAUACGACAGCGGGGUUGAUUGUGUUUACCGAUCGGCCAGCCCCCGGUGGCGAGCAAGUUUCGGCUCGUCGUUCUGCUGCGGUCCUGGUGGGCAGUGCUCGUCGCUGGGGACGCAGAAGGGAAUGAACACCGAAAAUGGCGAAUUCUCGGUGGACAAACCGACUGACUUCGGUACGCGUGGCUGCCUGAGCCCAAGCCGAGUAUAGCGCUAUCUAGGCGGUCAUGUGAAGAGGGCCGAGGGGGGUGGAAGUCCCACACAAUCGAGAACCAAAGACGAGAGCAGGGGGCUCCCCUGGUCCAAGCCGAGGAUAUUGCUCUAUCGGCAGGCAUGCCUUUAUCGGGCGGCGACCAUAGUUUGCGACAAGCUGCUGGUCGUCAGCCGAGUGGUCUUCUCAGUGGACAGGGGAGCAUUGUCCCCAACAAAAUGCAAGCCAUCUCAUUAUUAUAAUGUUUGUCAUGAUCCCAGUAUUUGACAUAAUGUAAAACACGUACCUUACUCACUUAGUCGUCCAUCCAAUGGUCUCUUGAUUUUUGGACUUGUUUCGCCCAUUAUUUACGGUGAACAGGAUCUUUUGAAAAUCCAAAAAGCUUCACACCAUACUCCCUGGUGUAGCAACAAAAGCCU